Messenger RNA from Drosophila subobscura, 931 nucleotides. RefSeq lists its product as uncharacterized. The coding region runs from base 17 to 874 and encodes 285 amino acids. The record is from RefSeq and is a predicted model, not a curated record. NCBI's taxonomy places the organism in Eukaryota, Metazoa, Arthropoda, Insecta, Diptera, Drosophilidae. Gene Ontology annotation, molecular function: acyltransferase activity, transferring groups other than amino-acyl groups. The transcript has 4 exons.
GCGGACAGUUGCGAGAAUGGCGUUCCUCCAGAAAGUGGGCAGCCAGGACCUGGAGCAUCUGCUGAAACUGUACUCGUGCGACCAGCCCAAGUACUGCACGGAGCUCCAGUGUCUGGACAAUUUCUUUGGCCUCUAUGCGACGCGGUCGCACCUCAAGCAUGUGGAGGCUUACACCCUGCCGCACCAAGAGCUUGGGCUGUUUGUGAUUGUGGAUCGUUAUCAGAUGUUCGUCGGCUGUUUGGAUGCGGAGAACUCUAACGAAAUAUUGGAGCAGGCCCUGCACCAGCUGGACUGGUGGGGCGGCAUGCAAUGCUCCACCAUUCGCAGCCGAUAUGCGGCAGUUGUUGGCCGUGUUGUGCAGGCCAAGCGGCUGCCACUUAAGUUCGAGAUGGAAAAUAAUUUAUACUUUCUGCCAAGAAAAGCGGCUCUGGAGCUGAACGUGGACGUGCCCUCUGGGUUCUACUUGAAGGCACUCUCCCAGCAGGACGCUGAGGUAGUGGACUCCGCCUGGGAGUGGAGUCAUUCGGGUACGUUGUUCUUUAUUGAACGCCAGAUAGCCACGAGCACCUGCGUGGGACUCUACCGGGAGGACAACCAAGAGCUGGUGGCUUGGUGCAUAAGAGCACAAGAUGGAUUUCUGGCUGCCCUGCAGGUCAAGGACUCGCACCAGCGUCGCGGCUUUGGGGCUGUGGUGGUCAAAGAAUAUUCCCGACGCGUUGCACUGCUGGGCUUUGAUGUUACAGCCGAAGUUUGUCCGAGCAACAAGGCUUCCUCGGGCCUGUUCCAGAAACUGGGCUUCAAGGUCAUCGAUCAGUGCAGUUGGCUGCUGACAGUACCUGCCCAGGGAGACUUCACUUGGCCAGAUGGCGAGUGAUAAAUAUUUUGAUAAGAACAGCAAUAAAAGUAUUACAAGAUUAAACAGAAUUUCUAA